CCCAUUUGGGCGUGGCACCCGCCCAUAUAUUGGCUGGACUCGAACCAUUCUGACUUAUCACGGAGGGUAAUGGCGGUUAUAGAAUAAAAACAGAUUGGAAUAGUUUUACGUUAUACUUGUUUUUAUUCCAAGAUCGCCAUUAGCCCUCCGAAUACGAAACCAUGCGCCUUGAGGCGCGCCGUUGUCUUGUAUGCUCAUUAAUCUUCAGCUGCGAUGAAGGAAGGCUGUAAGGCCGUGUGAAGAUAAAUACCUACCAGAAAUAGCUUGUGUGUAUCGGGCAAGUACACAUGGCCCCGUCCAGGAACGUCGUCCCCAACAGGUGGCUUGACUACGCAGACCACGGCAGCCACAUUCCUGGGACGCGAUUCGUACCGUUCAAGGUGCCGCUUCGCGAAGCAAUAUGCUCGAGCCUUCCAAGUAACAGGCGGUUCACGCCGGAACGCUUGCUUCAGCAGAUAGUGCUUUCUUUCUCUAUGGAUACAGGGCCUAGGCAUCGUCAUCGAUCUGACGAACACGGACCGCUACUACGAUCACAACUGCGUGGUCUCCCAUGGCGUCGCCCACGCCAAGAUCAGGUGCCCCAGUGCUUGUGUACCCAACGAGCGAGUCGUGAAGUCGUUCUUCGCAGCCGUCGGCGAAUUCAUGCGAAGCCAGACAACGAUGACAAGCUCGUAGGGGUUCAUCGCACGCACGGCGUCAACAGGACCGGAUACGUGGUGUGCAGGUACAUGGUAGACAAGCUUGGCAUAGCACCCGCAACGGCCAUUGAAGGUUUCCAGAAGGCCCGGCGACACAAUUUCGACAAGCAAGAGUACGUCAGCAACCUACGAGCGAGAAGACUGCAAUCGCCGAAGUAGCGCGCGAACAACCAGUUGUGCCAACGGAUCGCAGUGUCAGCGAUGUUUUUCAGAAACUGGCUGUUUAAAUUGCUUCCUGUUGCUAAACGCUUUGGAGCUGAAAAAAAUAAAAAUAAAAGAAGGGAUGUUUCCUUUCAGCAUGUCCAUAAAUUCGCCCAGCUGCCUUAAACCUCG
Messenger RNA from Dermacentor albipictus, 1031 nucleotides. Lineage: Eukaryota; Metazoa; Arthropoda; Arachnida; Ixodida; Ixodidae. The record is from RefSeq and is a predicted model, not a curated record.